UCGAUGAGAAACGUACAAACUAUCGACAUCUUAUGGUUCCGCUGUGGAAAUGGCCUCGGCUGGUCACCUAGCUAUAAAUGCCAAAUGAGCCUCUAUUUGUCGGAGUCGACCGAGAGAAGAUAGCCCGGCUGCGUCGGGGAGUUUGCUUCGGUAAUUUGAGGAGUGAGGAGGCAGGAAAAAAAAAAAAAACAAUGCCACAUUUCCUCUGGCCAGAGCCGCUGACACCCGCUCAACUAAAGCGGCUGGAGGAGCAUAAAUACAGCGCCUCUGGUCGGUCCCUGUUUGAGCCACCGUGCCAGAUCUACUGGAACUGGCUCGUCCAGCAAAUUCCGACAUGGAUCGCACCAAACACACUGACUAUUGUGGGACUACUGGUCAACAUCCUCACCACGGUGGUCCUUGUGUAUUAUUGUCCCACGGCAACAGAGGAGGCUCCGUCUUGGGCCUUCAUCCUGAGCGCCCUCGGCCUCUUCAUCUACCAGUCUCUGGACGCUAUUGACGGGAAACAGGCCCGGAGGACGAACAGCAGCUCAGCGCUCGGGGAGCUCUUUGACCAUGGCUGCGAUGCCGUCUCCACAGUGUUCGUGGCCAUCGGCACAUGCGUUUCAUGUGGAAUCGGAAGAUACUCAGACUGGAUGUUCUUCUGUGGUUUCAUCGGGAUGUUCAUGUUCUUCUGCGCCCACUGGCAGACCUACGUGUCCGGGACUCUGCGCUUUGGCCUGGUGGAUGUCACAGAGGUGCAGGUCGCCAUCAUGGUCAUGUAUUUGAUGUCGGCUUUCGGAGGCGUGAGCCUUUGGCAGACAACGUUGCCCAUCAUUGGACUAAAGCUGUACGUCUUCCCCAUCUUGGGCAUCAUCGGGGGGGCCCUCUACUCCUGCUACAACUACUUCCACGUCAUUUUGAAUGGAGGUGUUGGCAAAAACGGCUCCACUGUGGCUGACACCAGUGUGCUGAGUCCUGGUUUGCACAUCGGCCUCAUCCUCACCCUGGCCUUCAUCAUUUUCAAGAAGUCGUCCAGCCACCUGUUUGAGCACCACCCCUGUCUGUACCUGCUCGCCUUUGGCAUGGUCAUCUCCAAGAUCUCCAACAAACUGGUGAUAGCGCACAUGACUAAGAGUGAGCUGCACCUCCCAGACUCAGCCUUUAUAGGCCCCGGCCUCCUCUUCCUCAACCAGUACUUCAACAGCUUCAUAGACGAGCACAUAGUCCUCUGGAUCGCCAUGGUUCUCUCUCUUCUGGAUCUAACGCGCUACUGCACGGGUGUGUGCCUCCAGAUCGCCUCCCACCUGCGCAUCCAAGUCUUCAGCAUCACUCCGCCGGGCCACACCCACCGCGACUGACGGCUUGCCCGGCGGGAGACGGCGGGGGGAGACGCAGACCUCUCCCCGCUCCUGAAAGCAGACGAGGACCACGACGACGAGGAGAGACCCUCGACCCUGAGCCACUGCAGCCUUGACAAAGUGACCACAUCUGAUUAAAACUGCCUCUGCUACCAGACGGACAAAAUUGAACCAACACUACAAACUACAAACCAAAAAAGAAAAAAAAAGAAAAGAAAAGCACGGAUACAAAUAUAAAAUUGAAAAUUAGGCGGAACCAGAAUUCCCCUUGAAUUAAGUUUAAUUAAAACAUAAGUGCAUGUUCUCAGAUCGACAAUAUAGGGCACUCUACACUUGCUCAUUCAAUUUAAAUACCAAAUGUUUUCUUUUUUUUUUUCAGUGGGUACUUUAUAGCUUAGGCAAAUAUCUAAAUAUUUUAUCUGCUUUAAAUUGAAAGAUAUUUGUGCAAAUUAUGUUUGUCAUAUAUUUAUUUAACACAUAAACAUGUGACAAUCGUAGCUGCUCAUUUAGGUAAAUCCCUUUGAUAUGUGCCCAAACUGAACAGAGUACCAGUUGAAAUGUUUCUUAAUCUCUGUUUUUAUUUAUUAAAUGAAUGUGAGUCAAUCUGAAAUGAACCAGAUCUUGAAAACACAGAUUAAGAUUUUUUUUUAAAAAGACCUCUAAAACCUCAGAUAAUUUCCAAUGAACUUUGCAAUGUGGACUGGCAGGUUGUCAACAGGCUAAGUGAAGGGGUAACCGUCUGUGUUAAUGCUGAGAGUGAUGACUGGUUUUCUAUUGGGCUUCCCUCACAAACAUCUCCAGAGUUUCCAAUAUUUUAUUCCCUGUUACUCAUCUCAUCCUACAGACCUGGAAAAUAAACACACACCUCACCUCGGGCCUUUAGUGCUGUCAGCUGAUGAAGCAUUAACACUCGACUCGUUCUGCUUUCUCUGUUCUUCUCCCUGAAGGGCUAAUGAUUAUUAUGUGAUUGUACAGAAUUCAACUGAAGUCGCCUUAAAUAUUUUUGUUGUAAUUACUGUUAAAUUUGUGAAUAUUUAAAGCAGCUUUGUACGUUUUUUUUCUUUUUCCACUGAAAUAUACCAUGAAAACACUAGUAAUAAUACAGUGCUACUGGAAGUUUUUUUUUUUUUUUUUAACUGUUCACUCAUGAAGUUUCUUCACUUAUACAAAUGUAAAUUAUGUAUGGGUGAGUGAUUUAUUUGGUUCUUGGAAGAUCUGUUGGGUUAUCAGUAAUUUUGUAAUGAUUGAAUAUUAACAAACUCAUUAUUCAGGUUUUUAGGGAUCAAAAGGGAUAUUUCUGUGGUGCCGGUAAACUAUUCAAAGGUUGAAAAAAAAGAAGAAAGGUAUUCUUGAUUUUAUCUGGAAAACUAAAAUCAUCUUCCUCUCAUCUUCUGCUCCUGCAGGAUUAUGGACAUUAUAGAGGGGCGUGUCCUAAAAACAUAAAUUCAGAUAAGUUAUAAUGGACUUAGGAACUAUGCAUUGACAUGAUUUCAACGCCAUGUUGCACUGUUCAAUAAUGUAGUAAAACACCUUUGUACUAACAUAUGAGUGGAAAAGAUUGUAAUAAAGAAAAUAUUUUUCAUGUG
Molecule: messenger RNA, 2926 nt
Organism: Seriola aureovittata
Lineage: Eukaryota; Metazoa; Chordata; Actinopteri; Carangiformes; Carangidae
Gene: chpt1
Product: choline phosphotransferase 1
Exons: 8
Coding region: 78-1340 (420 amino acids)
Biological process (GO): phospholipid biosynthetic process
Cellular component (GO): endoplasmic reticulum membrane; Golgi apparatus
Molecular function (GO): diacylglycerol cholinephosphotransferase activity
Source: RefSeq, a predicted model, not a curated record